AUGUCCGUGCGCGUCCGACUGUGCGCCCGCUCCAGCUGGCCCUACUUUCACGUGCACUUACAGCGCGGCAUGACCUCGCUGCGCGGCAACGCUGAGCUGCGCCGACUGCCGGCGCACGUGCGCCACACGCUGGGCCAGAUGCUGGCGAUGCGCGGUGCCUGGAGGACGCUGAUGGGUCGCGUGCGCCGGCCCGGCUCGAACGUGGCCCUAUUCACCAACGAGCAUGUUCAGCUGGUGAGCGAAGAGAGCGCGCGCAGCGGCCGCAGUGAGACGGACGUGUUGCUGGACGAGUGGGGCACCUGGGGCCGACGACACGAGCGUCCCACCGUCGACGACCUGGUGAUGCUGCUGACCGAGCUGAGUCUAUACCGCGCCGCCGACUACAUCAACGUCAACGUGCUGGAGGGUGAGAGGCGGACGGCGUCGGGCCAGGAGCUGGAGCGGAGCCCGGAGGAACCGGAGCUGGAGCCGGAGCCGGAGCUGGGCCCGGAGCCGGGACCGGAGCCGCCGGCGGACAUACGACACUUCAGCUUCGCCUACCUGGAGAAGAUCACGAACGAGUUCGACGACCGUGCUGUAGCGGCGGGCGGCUGCCGGCUGGGCGCCGGCGCCUACGGCACCGUCUACCUGGGCACCUGCGAGACGGCCGAACGGCUGGCCGUCAAGCGACUCGUGGCGGACGUCGAGGCCGUGCGCCGCCAGUUCCGCACAGAGGUCGAGGUCAUGUCCAGUUUCAGGCACGUUAAUCUGCUGGAGCUGUUGGGGUUCUCCUGUGAUGGCGCGUACAACUGUUUGGUGUACAGCUACAUGGUCAACGGGUCGCUGCAGGAUCGCUUGGCAUGCAAGGAGGACUCGCCGCCUCUGGCAUGGGAGCGUCGGCUGGCGAUCGCGGUGGGCACGGCGCGCGGCGUGGUCCACCUGCACACGAGCCGGGAGCGGCCGCUCAUCCACCGCGACAUCAAGUCCGCCAACAUCCUGCUGGACACCGACUUCACACCCAAGGUGGGUGACUUCGGUCUGGCGCGCGAGGUGAGCGGCAGCAGGACGACCAACACCCUGCUGACCACCACGGUGCUCGGCACCUCGGCCUACAUGCCGCCCGAAGCCUUCCGCGGCGACGUCUCCGUCAGGCUGGACAGCUUCAGCUUUGGCAUCGUACUGCUGGAGCUUCUGACGGGUCUGCCACCUUACGACGAGACCAGGGAGGGGUUUGACCUGCUGUCGCACGUGGAGGACCACGUGGACGAGACGAGCCUGCACGAGACACUGGACGGACGGGCCGGCCCGAUCCCGGCCGAGCACGCCGAGGCCUUGUACCGGUUGGCGGUGCGCUGCACCGAGGAGAAGCGACACCGGCCGGUCAUGGGCGACGUGCUCCAGCAGCUGCAGCAGAUUCAGUGACGGAGCGACCACAGCCGCGUCGCGCUGCAAGUGACGCAACAUCCGCUGAUCGUCGGCGGUCGGGACAAACAGCAAACGAACAGCAAACAAAAGCGGUCUCCGCUCUGCCGGACACGAGUGGACGGGGCCUGGAGCAGUGGCUGCAACGGGCGUGACAACGAAACCUCAGCUGCUCUGCCCUGAGGGAAAAUACAGCGACCCGUGAUGUAAACUGGAAGGGACGGGACAGUAGCUGGAGAUGGAAUAAGCAAGCCGGAUGUCAACAGAAGACGCCAGUGCCAGGUCAUCGCUUCAUUUCCCUUUGGGGGGAUAUUGGAGUGUUUAAUGUUGCCUGGUGUGGAGUGGCACGGCUGGAGGGCCGCUGCGCGGCGCGCCUCUGAGCACUCGGUCCGCCUGAGCGCUGGACUUCCAGAUCCCGUAUAUCCACCCUGGCAGUCAUGUAUUCGGGUGGAAUGACUCAAAAUGCCGCGACUUGGUUAUAUGCGUGAAAACUGAGUUUUGUAGUGAGGUUUAUAUGCUUUCUCCGCCGGUGAUGGAUGCGUUCACUUGGAUUUGUAUUUUCUCUUCGAUAAAACAUUUGUGAUCAGCAUGAUAGUGAACGGAUUGCUGUGGGCUUUGAAGGUCCGCGUUUGUAGGGAAUGUGCGCCCUUGUGCAUAUCGUUUUCCAGAGGGAAUGACUAUGAACGUGUGUAUAUCGCUUUUCUGAACACUGACA
Pollicipes pollicipes is the source of this 2116-nucleotide messenger RNA. Its product is annotated as interleukin-1 receptor-associated kinase 4-like. Bases 1 to 1401 code for a protein of 466 amino acids. Gene Ontology annotation, molecular function: protein kinase activity; ATP binding; protein binding. Gene Ontology annotation, biological process: protein phosphorylation; signal transduction. The transcript is spliced from 10 exons. Lineage: Eukaryota; Metazoa; Arthropoda; Thecostraca; Pollicipedomorpha; Pollicipedidae. The record is from RefSeq and is a predicted model, not a curated record.